UCGGACGAUUAUUGCGGCUGCACCAAUACCAUCGCCUCACGGGAAUCGAACCGAAAACAAACCCGACGACAUGUGGACGGACAGAAGCUCCGGGGACAUGUCGAAGAGCGAGAUCCUGAGGGGGAUCAUCACCGAGAAGCUGAGCACCGCCGCCCGGGAGAUCCUGGCGGUGGUGGAGAGGACCGUGUCCGGGUACGAGGAGGAGGCGGCGGGCUUCAGGCUGGAGGUGGAGCAGCAGAGGAGGCAGCUGGAGGCGCUGCUGCAGCCGCGGGUCCGACUGGAGAAGAGUGCUCUGAACCCAGAUGUGGACGGACAUGAUGUGGUUGUUAUAAAUGAAGAGGAAGAGGAGGAAGAGGAGGAGGAGGAAGAGGAGCACACACAGCAGCCAGAUGUGGAGGACACCGGGGGACUCGGCCUCCUCUGGUACGACGGUGACGAUGAUGAUGAUGAUGAUGAUGAUGUUUAUGGGGGUAAAGACGAAGAGGAGCACAUGGAACCAACAACAAGCUCCAGAAAGAAACGAGAAGAUGUGCAGGACCCCGAUUAUCAAAUACCGUCGAGGACGUUUACACCCAGAGUUCAGUCUGGCAGGAGGAAGCUCGGCCGAACUCGAAUCCUCGACACACAGAACCACGUGGAUCUGAAGAUCCGCAUCCUGGAGGACUCGCACACCGACGUGCUCACGAGGAACGUGUUUCAGAAAUGUCCCGUGCAGCAGCUGCAGUGUCCUCGCGGUCUCCAGGAGACGGACUUCCUGCGCCUGCUCAGGUCCACCUUCCCGCAGCUGACGGCCGAUCAACCGUUUGACGUCUUCACGACCGACAGGAGCAGGAAGCUGCAGCGUCUGAGAGCCCGGACGCUGACGCCGGAGGAGAUCCACCGGAGCAUCAGGUCGACCGGAGCAGGAAACUCCGCCCUCUACAUCCGACUGAAGAGCGGAGACGAUCCUCUGAUCAGCACUGGAGAUCUUCAUCCUCUGCAGAGACAAGACGCCACCAGAGAUUCUGCGUCCAGCUCCGUGACGCUGACGGCCGAUCAAACCGAAAUGUACGAGAGCUCGUCGUCUCCCAGAGAUCAGUCUGAGAAGAGGAGGCGUGGUCGACCUCGGCUCAGUGAAGCGUCCAAUCACCACUCUCUCAGGAUCUGCUUGGUGGAAGAUUCCCCCUCGGGCGUCCUCUCAAAAAGCGUGUUGAUGAAAUCCUCAGUUCAGCACCUGAAGUGUCCUCGAGGGCUCCAGGAGCCGGACUUCCUGGACCUGUUGAAGUCCACCUUCCCUCAACUGACCGGAGACAACAAAAUGUUUGACGUGUUCAAAUCCGACCGGAGCAGGAAACUCCAGAGGCUCAAAGUAAGGACCCUGACACCAGAGGACAUCUGCAGGAGCCUGAAGUCCACUGGGAUUGAAAGAACCCUGCUUUACAUCAAACAGAAGACUGAAGAGGAGGAGGAGGAGGAAGAUCUUCAACUCUUACCGAGAAAGGUCGAGGCCACAGAUGAUUCUCAGUCCGCUGUCGCCACGGUGAUAAACAGUGGAGAAGCAGGAAGUGGUUCAAGCUCAACGUCACAACACAACGUGGACCCCGAAGAAGCAGCUGAGAGCGAAGUGGCGUCCAAUGAGGAAAAAGAUGCAGUUGACGACAGAGACGACUGGAAACCCGACAUUGAGCCGCAGAACUCUGAGACAAGGAGGCGACGGCCCAAACCUUACGUCGUGGAGAGAAGUAAGACGCCCUGCAGAGUGUGUGGCGUUUGGUACAAGGUCCUCGGCAGCUUGAUCAAACACGCCUGGAGCCACGUGGACGAGUCGCCGUGCGCCUGCGGAGUCUGCGGUGAACGUCCAGAAUCUGUCGAAGAGUUAAAGAAACAUCUCAGAAACCAACACCAGACUCACGCCUGUUCACACUGUGGAAAGUCUUUCUCCACCGUCACCGGCCUCAGCAUCCACACCACGCUGCACACAGGAAACCGACCCUUCACGUGUGAAGAUUGCGGCAAAACCUUCGCUCACAGGUCUAGUCUGAGCGUGCAUCACUGGGUUCACGUGGCGGACAAACCGCACAGGUGUGACAUUUGUCCGAAAGCUUUCGGUCUGAUGGCGCAGCUCAAAGCUCACAGGAAGAUACACACAGGUCGAGACAAGUACCAGUGCAACAUCUGCGGUAAACUCGUCUGCGACCUCCGAUCUCUAGCCCGCCACAAGGCGACGCACUCGGGCGAGAGACGCUACGGCUGCGAAGUUUGUGGGAAACGUUUCAAGCUUCCCUUCACGUUGAAGUCACACGAGAAGAUCCACACGGUCAGAGAGCGGCCGUACCUCUGCGACAUCUGCUGCAAAACCUUCCUGUCCAACUGCGCCUUGACGACGCACAUGAAAACGCACAGCGACGAGCGGCCGUUCAUCUGCAACGUCUGCAGCAAGGGCUUCAUUUCCAACGGCCAGCUGAAGGCCCACAUGCGGGUGCACACCGGCGAGGCGCCGUACGGCUGCUCCGAGUGUGGUCGCUUCUUCAAAAGCAAGACUCACCUGAAAAACCACAUCAGGAGCCACUCGGGCAUCAAACUGUUCGUCUGCGCCGUUUGUGGGAAGGCGUGUUCCCGCCAGGAACACCUGACUGUCCACAUGAGGACGCACAACGGAGAGAGACCGUACAAAUGUUCGCUCUGCGACAAAGCGUUCACUCAGAGCCACUGUCUGAAAACACACAUGAAGAGUCACUGCGCGGAAGAAAACUAGAAGUUUCCGUCCACCUGAACGCAGUUUUAAAACCAAAUGUCACUUUUGUACUUGAGAAGAUUUUUAACCGAUUUAUUUACGCUAUGUUCUAUAUGAAAAAAGCCUCCGGUGCUGGAUUUGAAAAUGUCCAACGAAACUUGAAAAGAAAACGAGAUUAAACAUCAUUUUUUAUUAAGGUGCUGAUCCUGAGCUUCUAGCGGUAGCAACAGAAAAGUUAUUUUAACGUACGGCGAGAUCACUCCUGCAAAACAUUAACGCUUGUUUAACUCUGUUGUUCAGAAACGUUAAAAUGUCCGACGUUCUUUACUGAUUAUUAUUACUGUAGCUCGUGUUGCAUUGAGGGUGAGUGGGAAAUGAGAUGUUUCCUCCAAUCGGAUUGAAUCGUUGUCAAACAAAUGAUCCUUCAUUUCUUAACUACUUGAUGUGAAUCUCAAAUCCCACGUGCUCCUGAAGGCAGCAUAUGGUGUGCUUCUUUAAAGCAGUAAAAAUAUAUAAUACAUUCUGUAAAUUUAAAUUGGUGCUUUUUGUUACUACGUACCGCCCGGUUGUUGGCGUCAUGGCAGCUCCAGCAUGUUGUAUUCGGCCAGUAUUCGUUGAGUUCGCGUGUGCACGAGCAUCAGGGCGUGGAUGAUGACACGCAGAACGGGCGUGGCCUCACUCUGCUUCUGAACACACACCAGCUGCAGGAAGUACCGUCGGUCAGGGAGGGCAAGAAAUACGAACUCAGCCGCCUGGCGGAGCACCCAGGGGUGGUGGGGGGCCAACGCCACCUUGUAGGCGUCUCUGACGUUAAAGAGACACAAGUCAGUGGAAGGUUUUUUUAUGCAAUAAUUGAAAACAGACUGAAGGACGAGGCUGUUACCUGCUCAGCUCUCCGGGGGUUUUGAAUUGUCCGUCUGCGUCGGGUCCUUCAGACAAACCCUCUAACAUCAGCUUCAGCCACAGCAGAGAUCGAUGCAGCCUCAGCAGCGUCCUGCAGCCCGAGUCCGUGUGGCGGGCGAAGUCCACCACGCCCGCUUUUAACUCCGCCUCCACCAUAGUUCGAACCGAACGAUAUGCCUCGAGGAAACACAAAUACAAACUGACCUCAAACCUGCUCUGUUUGUGAGCAGACGUGUUUUAUAUGAGUCGUGUGUCUCACCCCGGUUUUAAGUCCAAACGAUGGGGGGGUUUGUCCCUGAGCUUCAUAGACGUCUGUGCUGUGUUUGAGUGACAGAGCUCGUAUCUGUACGACCUUCUCGUUCACCUUCUGGGAGAAGAAACCCACCAUUGUCCCGAGAGCCUCCAUGAAACUGAAAGAGACGAAAAGAUGAAGAGGUUUUAUUCAUUUAUUAACAGUAUACGAUGACUUUUCUUCUUAUAUCGGACAUUUUGAAGUAACCCUUUUAAGGUUGGGUCGGGUUUUAAAUUGUAUUUUAAUUACUGUAUUUAUUUAUAGUUCUAUUUCAUUUAUACAUCCCUUAACUUUCUGACUUACAUCUCUUUUGACUUACUCCACUUUUAAUAUCUUAUUUUAUUAUGUAAACUUAUAUUUGACCUCUAUCCUUUUUACAUCUCUUUUUAGUAUUUUAACUUUAUGUCUGUAUCUGUCUUUGCUCACGUGUGUGUGUAUUUACUUGAGGAGCUGGUCCCAGCUCUGCAGGUACGGCUCCAGAAGGAUAUCAUCGUCAUCGUCGUCAGACAGGCUGGACUUUAAAUGCAGCAGCAGCUCUCGAGCCUGGAACUUCUGGCCCGGACACUCCUUUGUAAUGAGCGUGGGUUCGUCCUCCUGCAGGAACUCCUCAGGGACCAGCGAGGGUUCCGGCUGAAGGAGGAAGAAUAAAGUUCACAUAUAGAACAGCUUCAUAUUGUAAACAUACUAAUUCAAGUUAAAAGAUGUAUCUUUAUUCAUUUACACUUUCAAUAAAGUGAUCAUUUCUUUCAUUCUACCAUCAUUUCCCUGUGCGUGUACUUCUUUUAAAAGCUGCUAGUGCAACACGUGUUUGUCAAAGUGAAGAAGACGAGCAAAAGAGUUUCUCUAAAUUCUGACGUCAGGUUGAGUUUUAUUCUAAUAAAGUUUAACUGAACAUUA
Molecule: messenger RNA, 4805 nt
Organism: Hippoglossus stenolepis (Pacific halibut)
Lineage: Eukaryota; Metazoa; Chordata; Actinopteri; Pleuronectiformes; Pleuronectidae
Product: zinc finger protein 502-like
Exons: 10
Coding region: 71-2734 (887 amino acids)
Biological process (GO): regulation of transcription by RNA polymerase II
Cellular component (GO): nucleus
Molecular function (GO): DNA-binding transcription activator activity, RNA polymerase II-specific; RNA polymerase II cis-regulatory region sequence-specific DNA binding
Source: RefSeq, a predicted model, not a curated record